GAGGGGAAAGCCCCAUUGCAUCCCACGCGGGGAUACCAGAGCCUUAUAAAUAGUACGAAGCCUAUCCAGUCCAUACUCUAGAAUGCUAUACUCCCAGUCCAAUCCAAUACUAAAGACACAAUGACCACCCCAACAAUCGUCUUCUCCCUCGGCGCCUGGACAAAACCAUCUGCCUUCGCCACCCUCCUCGAAAAGGGCAUCCCCUGCGAAACGCCACCCCACCCCUCCGUCGGCUCGGAGCCCCCAACCAAAACCCUGCAAGACGACGUCUCGUCCCUGCGCUCCGUGCUAACCCGUCUCAUCGAGGCAGAGGGGAAGGAUGUUAUUGUCGUCGCGCACUCCUACGGCGGCGUGGUCGCCUCUUGCGCCGUCGAGGGCUUAUCCAAGACGGAUCGUGCGGCUGCUGGUAUUCGUAAACCCGGUGGUGUAUGCAGAGUUGCGUAUCUAGCUGCUUUUGCUUUGGAUAAGGGGAUGAGUUUGGUUGAUAUGCUUGGUGGGGAGCUUUUGCCUUGGAUGCACGCUGAUGGCGACUACGUCUACUGCGCCACUGACCCCUCCAUCGCAUUCCAUGAUCUAACCUUAGACGACCAAAAGAAGUGGCAGUCCGAGCUGGUGCAAACCUCGCGCGCUGUCUUUUUCGGCCCGGCUACCUAUGAGCCCUGGGGCCAGAUCCCGGUUGCGUAUAUCAUCUGCGACGAGGACGGGAUGCUGCCGCCGCCUGUGCAGGAAAUUAUGGUGGACAAGAUGGGGGAGGACUGUCUUACUUAUAGGCUCAAGGCGUCGCAUUGGCCGUUUUUGAGUAUUCCGGAUGAGAUGGUUGGGGUUUUGGUGGAUUUGGCGGAGAAGUCAUAG
Molecule: messenger RNA, 852 nt
Organism: Aspergillus versicolor CBS 583.65
Lineage: Eukaryota; Fungi; Ascomycota; Eurotiomycetes; Eurotiales; Aspergillaceae
Product: alpha/beta hydrolase
Exons: 3
Coding region: 121-852 (243 amino acids)
Source: RefSeq, a predicted model, not a curated record